AUGUUGACCUUACCUCCACCUCCGCCUCUGAAUCGUGCACUCAGCACUCCGCCAUCAACACCGCAGUCACUGAAUGUCGAGUCACUACAGCGUCAGCCCAUUGCUGAAUUGACGCCACCGAUAUCGCCUGUUUUGCAACGGCCUUCCAGGUCAUCGUCAGAUCUGGCCAAACUGGACGAUGUCAUUUCUCAACCGGUCACAGAAAUGUCUCGCGGACUUGGCAAGAGGUGGUCUGGCAACGACACCACAAGGUCGCUCGAGGAGACCCCGAUCCCGACACGCAAUGAAGACGGCGUACUGAUCUGCCCGUUUGAUGUUGAUCUGGUGGAAGAUGGGCGUGGACGCAAUCAGCUAUUUGGAUCUGGCGCCUGGAGCAAUGUUUACAAAGCCACACCUCUGCGACGAGCAGCAACCUCGCAAGGUCUACUGACUCCUCCUUCGUCACCUACGAGCCCGUUACCGCUCCUUGUGGCUGUAAAGAAGCCUGCAAGACCGGAUGCCAAGCCAAUUCUUCGAAAUGAGGCAACCAUACUCAGCUACCUAAAUGAUGUUCCGUGGAGCAGGAACUACAGCGUUCCAUUCUACGGCUUAUUGGAUGACAGUCUUGUGCUAGGAGCGUGUCCAGUCUCGCUUGAAGACCACAUACGCCGCUGCGCCAGUAGAGCCUCACGACAAUUGACAACAUCAAAUAUGCACGACCCAGUCCUUGGCUCGACUAAAGCAUGGCUCCGACUAGCACACAAAUUGGUCUCGGCUCUGGCCUGGCUUCACGACUGCGCUGGUGUGGUCCACGGCGAUAUCAAGCCAGGUAACUUCGUCCUCGCGUCAUUCAAGUCGUCGCACCAAUACUCGUUCUCAGGCAAUAAUUAUUCAAGCUAUGAAGACGAAGUCACUGAAGAGGAACUUUAUCCCCUCUUCAUCGACUUUUCGUCUUCCCACAAGACAUCGCACGACAAGGACACUAUCCCUUUGGGAACACUCUCGCUGUCACCCGCGAACGUCUUCUCGCUUGCCAUCACGUUGCUUGUCGCUGCCACGGGAAACACUCGUGUGUAUGAUGGCGAUGUUUACCGACGGCAGGCUAUGGCGACGCAAGGUUGGCAGUGCAUCAGCUUCAUGCGAUCAGGCAAUGACGGCGCGAGAAUACCACGAUUCGGCGUGGUGGAAAAUGUGGUGGAAAGAGCAGUGCUGAAGGAUGGGAUGGGUCGCAUAUCGGCGAAGGAAUGGCUGGACAGUGUCGAAAUGGAGAUUAGGAAAGGGGACCCGGUCAAGGCCGACAAAGGUUCAUACAACGGCGCCUUGCCGGCCAAGGCUGUGCAGUUGCCCGUGGAGCAGGGGUCAAUAUGCAAGCUACCGGCGCCGACUAUAUGA
Molecule: messenger RNA, 1371 nt
Organism: Cyphellophora attinorum
Lineage: Eukaryota; Fungi; Ascomycota; Eurotiomycetes; Chaetothyriales; Cyphellophoraceae
Exons: 2
Coding region: 1-1371 (456 amino acids)
Biological process (GO): protein phosphorylation
Molecular function (GO): protein kinase activity; ATP binding
Source: RefSeq, a predicted model, not a curated record